Molecule: messenger RNA, 4238 nt
Organism: Apis cerana (Asiatic honeybee)
Lineage: Eukaryota; Metazoa; Arthropoda; Insecta; Hymenoptera; Apidae
Source: RefSeq, a predicted model, not a curated record
GAGUGCACCACUUACCUUUAUAUCAUUCAUGACAAUCUUCUAAAAAGUUGCAUAUGGUUGCAUGCAUGUUUUGUUGUUAUGAACGAUGAUAUGGACACAUAAGAAAAUAAAUUUAUUGGUAUUUUAAUAUUUGAUUAAUAGAAAUGGGUAAUCAAGUAACACGUGCUGGACAUGUAUCUACGAAAAAAACUGAUGUUGCUGUACAUACCGGUGACAGUACAAAUGCAAAUAAUCUUUCGAAAAAUUCCUCGGGAACUGAAUUGGAAAGUAAUUCGCAUAUGCAAUUCUUUCCAAUUGAAAGUUUAGCAAAGAUUCUAUCUCAUUUAACGCAUGAACAAGAACAUAUAAAUGGAAUUACAGUAUCUGUAUUUCAACGUUAUCUCUUUCCUAAUUAUUUAGAAUUAGGUGAAAAGUUAUUUAAUUAUCUUCACCAUUCUGCUAAUAUUAAUACUUCGUAUUUGAGUACUAAUUCUUUUAAACAACAAGCAGAAAAGUUUCUUUCUGUAAUGAAUGAUCACACUGUAUUAGAGAAUUAUGUAAAAAUGUAUUCUAAUAUAAAAGCAGAUGGGAGUAUAAGUCCUGAAGGAUUAAAAGCUUUAUUGAAUAUUUCUUACAAUAUUGCUAUGGAUAAUAGUGGAAUUUCUUCCUGCAUUUAUGCAAAUCAAAUAAUAAAUGCAGCUGUUGUAUCAUGUUUUCAUGGUAAACAUGCUUUAUCUGUGAGUUAUGCGAGUAAUUGGAUUUGGCAACAUUGUCCACGUAUAAUAUAUGGUCCUCAUCGUUAUAUAAUACAUGUAUUCACAACUGCUUAUCGAAAUGGUGAAAUUCUUUUAUCCAAAGGACAACCUCAACCACAUUUGGAAAUACCAACACCUAUAUUAGAACAACCAGAUUCCUUAGAUUUUCCUCAAAUUUUAUUACCUGUGAGCUAUGUGUGGUUAUUAUCAAGUACACUACCUGAAUGUUAUCUUCAGGCAGAUGAUUCACCAAAAGAUAUUACUCAUGCUCUUAUAGCUAAAAGAAUGGGCAAUGUAUGUGCUAGACAUUGGACAUUGUUGUAUAAUAGCUCAGAACAUGGAACAGGAGCUAAUCGUUUUCUUCAUCAUGUAUUAGGAUAUAGAGGUCCCACUCUUUUAUUCAUACGAGCUGUUAAUUCAAAUGUAGAUACUGUAUGUCCUACAUAUUGCAUAUGUUCAGCGGUAGAAUGGCGCGAAAGUCAUCUAUAUUGGGGAAGUGAAAAUUCAAUGGGUAUCGAACUUUUUCCCUCAUAUAGAGUUAUUGAAAAAGGAGUUAAAGUAUUAUAUUUAAAUACUAGUAUCAGAGGUUAUCCUCAUGGAUUACGAUUUGGAAGUAAUCCUCGUUCACCAUACAUUAGUAUAGAUGAAUCAUUCCAUUCAGUCAGUAUUGCAGGUGCACCUUAUCCAAUUGCUAGUUUAGAAGUCUGGGGUUGUGGAGACACAAAAUUAAGGGAACGUCAAUUGGAAAUUAAAAAAUGGCAAGUGAAAGAAGCAGAAAAACAAAGGAUCGUUAAAUUAAGUGCUAGCGAUUGGAUAGAUCAUCCUGAUCGUUAUUUACUCGAAUUAGCGGGUAGGGCAUCCUAUAAUGAAUCAAAUAAAUAGCCCUAAUAUAAUCCUUUAUUAUAACACAAAAUUAAUUCAAGACUAUAUUAGAUUAUUUGUAUAUAUGUAUAUAUUAUCAAGCAUCUUAUUGCUUGAAUAUGUACUUAUGCUGUACAUGUAAGAUCGCAAACAUUAUACUUGGUUUAUUUGGUUUUAUUCAAAAUGUAUACUAUCCUAGUAUAUUAUGAAGCAGAAAUUUUCUUUUAUUUUAUUUUUACAAAGAAAAAAUUACAAAGAAAAAGAAUUUUUAAUUUAUUACUUAUUUUUUACGAAAUUGUUACUUAAAAGUGAUUAAAAUACUUCAAAGAUGUUCAAGUUUGUUUUAAAUAAUACUUUUAUGCUCAAUAAUAUUAUUAUAUUAAUAUAAAAAAUAUAAAAUUUUUAAAAUAUCAGAAUAAUCAAAAUGAAAAUAAAAAUAAAAUGUUAUUUUAUAUAUAUAAUCGUAAUUUAACAAUACAGUAUACAAAAUUUUGAUAAUAUUGUAAAUUUUUAUAAUAGAAUAGAAUAUAGAAUAUAAUAGAAUAUUAAAUAUAUACAUAUACUUGUUGAAAAUAAGACAAAUAUAUAGGUGCUAUUUUUACAUAGUUUUUAAUCAAAUAUUUAAAUGGUGUGUCUCAAGUUUGUGCUAUGUAAUUUAAUGUAGAUAUAAUAUCCAGAACUUUGCAUUCAUUUCAUAUUUUUAAGAUGUGACUAUUAUUGUGUGCCUUAUAGUGUAUGUACUUAAAAAGAUACUUAUUUAAAAAGCAUCAGAUUUUAAUUUUAAAUUGAACAACGAAAAAAAAAAGAAUAAAUGUAAUUUUAAGAUUAAUUACGUUUGAAACCUUCUUUUUUGAAAAAAAAUUAUUAUUAAAUAAUUUAUUUUGAAUAAUUUUUUUAAAUGAUUAAUUUAUAUUUAAAUAAAGCAUAAAAGUAACAAGCAGGAUUUUUUAUUUUAAUGAUUAUGAUAUAUAAAAUAUUAUUCUUUGAUAGGAAUAAAUAAGAUAUUUAAUGUAUUAUUUUCUUGUUUUCCCAAGGAAAAAUAAUUAUAUUUGAUAGUUUUUCUUAUUCAGUUAUUUCUUUAAUUUUCUAUUUCAGUAAUUACAUAGAUAAUAUGAUUCUUUAAGUUCUUCUAAUUUAUUGUUCAAUAUAAUAAUAUUUAAUAUGAUUUAUAUAGAUUUAUAUAGAAAGAUGAACUAUAUAUUGUUUAUCAUUUCAAAAGUAAUUUAAACAUCAUAUAUAUAUAUACAUGUCUUAUAACAUAUAUAAAUUAAUCUCAGGAAGUUAAUUAUGAAUUAUAUUAUUUAGUUUACUAUAUUCUAAUUUUUUAAUGUCACUGAAUGAAAAAAUUAAGAGAAAAUAACUUAAAUGUAAUUUUCAUAAAUACCUAUCAAUCCAAGUUCAUUAAUUUAUCUAUUAAGAAUAUUCGAUGUUAUUUUCAAUAUUCAUUCAUACUUAUACCAAAAAUUCUACAUGUAUCAGGAUACCAUAUAAGACAUAUUUACAAUUAUUUAAAUAAAUAUAUAAAACUAUCUCGAAUAAGUUUUAUAUUAUUUAUACUACUUAAUUAUAUAGCAUCUGUUAUAUAGUGGCAAACAUAUACUUACAUACAUAUGGAUAAUUAUAUUAUUUCUAUUAUAUAUAUAUAUAUAUAUAUAUAUAUAUAUAUAUAUAUAUAUAAAAUUCAUCUAAAUCAGAACACUUAAAUAUCUUUUUUAAUUGUAAGGACACAAAAAAAUAUUUUUUAUGCAAUUCGAAUGAUAUUUUCAAAAAUUAAAAUUAAUUUCUUGAUAUCAAUCAAAUUACAUAAAGUAUAAUCAUCACAAAUAAAAAAGAUAUUUAGUGGAUUAUUGUAUAGUGAUAUUGUAUUAACAAUAUUUAUAAUUCAAUUUAUUAUAUUUUUUAUAAUAUAUUUUUUAUUUGUAUUAUUUAUAUAAUUUCAAUAAUUUUUGUAUUGAAGACUGUAAAAAAUUUUAUUAUAAGUUUAUAAUAUUGUUAUGGAUACAUACUUAUAAACAUUAUUAAAUAUUUUUUCGAAUUUAGUAACUUUUCAAUUAAAUUUUAUUGACUUAUUCAUAUGUUUAAACAGAUGUGACAAAAUUAAAACCAUGAUUAAAAAAAUAUAUAUAUAUAAACAAUGAUGCUAAAUACAAUUUCUUAAGAAACAGACAUAUCAAAAUACUUUUUGGCUUAGAUAUAUCUCUUUAGAAUUCACAAUAAAAUUACGAAACACAUCAAUAUUUGGAAAAUUUGUAUAAAUCAAAAUCUGUAAAAGUAAUACACAUAAUAGAAAUCAAUCGAUUUAAAAUUGUAAUUAAUAAUGAAAUACUAUUAUAGCUCUAGAUAAUAAAAUCAAUGAGUACCCUAUAAUGUUUGAUCAAUUUAAUUUAAUAAGUAUAUUUAUAUUUAAUAAAGAAAGCAAAUUUAAUUGCUUGGAAUUUAAUAGCAAAAUUUAUGUAAGAGAUUAUACUGAUGAAAAAUAUAAUGCAAAAUAUAUUAAAUCAAGUAUGGAAGAAAAUUGAUUCAAUUUUUGUUUGAAAUAGUAUAAUCAUUAAUAAACCUAUUCAUUUUACUUUAUUGAAAAAACAGUAAAUCGUUUUGUUUACUUAAAAAAUAAAUAAAAUGUUAUUUAUUUUUAAAAAAAAA